Penicillium longicatenatum is the source of this 1731-nucleotide messenger RNA. RefSeq names its product DUF4246 domain-containing protein. The transcript is spliced from 5 exons. The record is from RefSeq and is a predicted model, not a curated record. NCBI's taxonomy places the organism in Eukaryota, Fungi, Ascomycota, Eurotiomycetes, Eurotiales, Aspergillaceae. Bases 1 to 1731 code for a protein of 576 amino acids.
AUGGACCCGCGACUUAAGAUGCCAGGAUUCAAUUCCGAUCUCUAUCCCGAGUCCCAGGUGGUUGCAGCGGGUUACGGGAGGUCAGCUGGGUUUCAGAAUGCCUUAGAUCCAAGCUAUUGCAGUCAAGAAGAUACAGGUCUUCUCUUUACGCACAGAGAGAUCCUGAUGAUGCGAGUGAUGAAUACCAUUACUGACAAGCCUGCAUGGGAUCAAAAGGUUUUCGACGAGCAAAUCACUGCCAAAUGGCGUGAGGAGAUCUCUCAAAGUGGCCAGGAUGUGUCCUCUAGAAUGAUGGAUUGGAUAAUUGAUGAGCUUCAAUGGAAAGCUAGAAUCUACAAAGAAAAAGGAGCCAUCCAUGUCUUCGAUUCUGGGGUGGUCAAGUCCGACAUCGCGAUCUCUCAGCAGAUCCAACAGGCUUUGAAGGACGCAGUCGCCCCCAUGGAACACAUCCCCCAAAAGGACAAAGACUAUCAUCCAGGCUCGGAUCAGAAAGUUGUUGACCUGGUGCAUCCUUCGCUUUUCCCGGUGAUCUACGGUCGAACCCGUAUAUUACCAGACCGUGUCAUUGGUCUAGAUGACUGUCUUGGUAGCAUCGGAGAAGGCGACUUGAUACCAAUCCCAUCAGAGAAAAAUUCAACCAUGCCGCCGCCACCAUCAAGAUGGCAUGAGGGUCCCUCGGUACUGAGCGGAAGAUUCCAAUGGCUCCCUUGCGACGUCGAAAUGACAGAGGGUGAUGGUUGUCGAAUCCUGUCAUACAUCAACAACGCUCAUCCUAUCGAACAUCGUGCGCUAUACGAAGUCAUUGAACAGAUAAUCGCGCGAACGAUUCCCCUCUGGGACAUGAGUCUGAUACAAAGAAAUUAUGGACAUCGACACAGAAUUGAAUUCCACGGAGUCGAGUAUGGCGAAGCUCCCACGCCGAAGCCAACAGAGCCAGAGGGGGACUACGACGAGGACCAACAUUGUGAGGACGAUUGGGCUUGGCUGGCAUCCAGACCGAUCAAGCAGCCCGAGCCAGGCCGGUUCGAUAGAAAUUACGCGCUAGAUUACUACGAUGAGCCAGUCAACCUGCGAGAGCAGUUCAAAAAUCAGAACCUCCAGGUGAUUGUGAAGCUGGCGAAUAUCGAACUGACACCCGACAAGCCCGACUAUGAGGGUGGCACCUGGCACAUAGAGGGCCAAUUGAACGAACGAAUUUGCGCAUCAGCGAUCUACUACUACGACAGCGCCAACAUCACGGAAAGUACAUUGGCCUUCCGUCAUCGAGCCAUGGCCGAAUUUGAUAACAUCGAUUACGAGCAAGAUCUCCACCAAUUUCUGCAGGUUAUCUUUGGAUUUCCACCCGAGGUCGACGGACGUAAUCAGGAUUAUAACAAGACUCAAGUCGACGGAGACAUUGUCUGCAAAGAAGGCCGAUUAAUCACGUUCCCGAAUAUCUUGCAACACUGCGUCUCUCCCUUUUCAUUGGCUGAUCGGACCAAACCAGGACACAGGAAGAUUCUUGCACUGUUUCUUGUGGAUCCUCAUCGACGUAUUAUCUCGUCGGCAAAUGUUCCACCACAACGGGAGGAUUGGAGGGAGGGUCAAGGUGAUUGGGGGAUGAAAGGGUCAUUGAUGACAAUGGAGGAGGCGAAGGGACAUAGGCUUUCGCUAAUGGAAGAGCGGAGUGUUCGGAAGGAGAAGAAUAAUCGUGAAUUUGCGAGAGGGAGUUUCUCCCUUUGUGAACAUUAA